Pogonomyrmex barbatus (red harvester ant) is the source of this 2915-nucleotide messenger RNA. RefSeq names its product synaptogenesis protein syg-1. The record is from RefSeq and is a predicted model, not a curated record. NCBI's taxonomy places the organism in Eukaryota, Metazoa, Arthropoda, Insecta, Hymenoptera, Formicidae. Gene Ontology annotation, biological process: cell-cell adhesion. Gene Ontology annotation, cellular component: cell-cell junction; plasma membrane. Gene Ontology annotation, molecular function: cell adhesion molecule binding.
GAUCGCGUUUUUUUUUUUUUCGCUUCUGUUAGAUUAUUUUCGCUGGGAGACGAGGUGAGGCGAUAAUAGGCGAUUCUGGUGAAAGCAUCCGGGACCAUACCCAUACCCGAGGAUCGCCCCCGCGGACUUUCGCGCUUUAGUUAGGCGCGGUAAUAAAAUGCGAGCCUCGAGCGAGCUCGCGCCGCUUCAACGGAUUUCCGAACGGGAGACUCGCGAGUGAACGUUCCGUGAUUACGAGUGAUUUGCCCGGAUCGAUCGUCGAUGGCGAAAUGUGAGGCAGAGAAUGGUGGGUUUAUCUUCGAUCGGGAUCUAUGAUUUGGCGAACGUAUAGGCGCGGGUGUUGCAGGCCUCUACAUCUCGCGUCGCGUUGCGAGCGAAUUGUAUUCGAUGUUCGAUCGCGCACGUGUUUCCUUCACGUGUUGCCGCCGCUCUCCCGCCGGAGAUCAUUCCAGCGAAGGAUUUUCCCGUGAAGGAAUUUCCUUUGAGAGAAUUAUCAUAUUCGGAAUUCCGACUGAAACAGUCGGAAUCGAUAGAUUCCGUGAACUUUGACAUAAUCUGUCUGUGAGCCAGUCUCUUCGCGCCGUAAAUCCUCCAAAGUCCGUUCUCCAAAAUCCGCGCGUCUCUCUCUGGAUCUUCUUCGCGCGAUCCGCAAGGCAACACCACCUUUCUCGAUAGUGGAAGAUGCCUUAAUCGAAUCGAUCGCGAAUCCCCUAGCAACCAAAGAUGACGUCCGAUCGCUGGAUCCGUUCGCCGAUGUUCCUCCUCGCCGUCGCUUGCGUUUUCCACGCUUUUGUCUCCGGCGAGCAGCGCUUUAUCGAGAAGCCGCCGCUUUAUCAAGAAGUGUCGACCAAUGACGACGUACAGUUGCGUUGCAUAGUGCAGGACAAAGCCGGCCAGUGCAUUUGGCAAAAGGACCGAAGGCCGGUGGGCAUGCACCCGGACAAGUACGAGUGGGCGAGCAACCGCGGUGGCGAUUGCACCCUGCUGAUAAGACGUGCUAAUUUAUAUUUUGAUGAUGGCUUUUGGGAGUGCCAAGUCACAUCCAGCGACUUCACCCGUCAAGACGCGCUCUCGUCCGAACAGUCCAGGCUGCUCGUCAGAGUAAAGCCCAGGAAACCUCAACUGGAAUACGGAGGGGCCGAGCUGGGCGCCACCCUAACGCUAAAGGACGGGCAGGAAGCAAUGAUUGCCUGCGUUUCGAGAUACGGAAAUCCACCCGCCAUCAUAAAGUGGUUCGUUGGGAACGAUGAAGUGGAACCCGCCGCGGUGCAGAGCAACGCAACGGAGGUGGAUAAUCGAAAGACCUGGGCGGCUCAUAGCGUUCUACGGGUGCGUGGUCAGAGGGAGAAUCACGGUCUACCGAUCCGAUGUGUGGCUGCGCAUCCAACGAGCUUAACGCCGAUCGGCACAGAAUCGCGGCUAGACAUUCAUUAUUCACCAGAAGUACGUUUGGAAACGAAUCCACAACCGCUCUCGGCUGCUCCGGAGGACUCGGCAAGCUUCUUGAGCCUGAAGUGCCUGGCAGAUGCUAAUCCGCCCGCCAACAUCAAAUGGUUCAAAGAUUCCGUGCCGUUCAGUGCAUUGUUGGCCGACGGCACAUCUUCGUCGUUGCCGAUACAAGGCAAAACGAUACUUUUGAAUGACACUGUAUGGAGUGCCGAAUUGCUCUUCGAACCGGUCAAGAGAGACGAUGCUGGCCUGUACUCGUGCAAAGCGACGAACAUCGUCGGUGAAAGCGCUCCCGCGAGUUAUAGGCUCGAUGUGCAAUAUGCGCCGAUGUUGAAGAAGAUGAAUGGAAACGACACUUCUAUGGACAUGGAGGAAACGGCAUUGCUAAGUUCCGCUGUAGAUCUUUUCGAAUGUCCCGAAUUCGAGGCCAAUCCGCCUGCUCAGUACAAAUGGGUUCAUCUCCGUGGUAGUGUGACGGAAACCAUCGGAAAUCGUGUACAGAAUAAGGGUGGCGGUCGACGUCUGCAUCUAGAGAACAUCAUGUGGUCCGAUGAAGGAGAAUAUCGUUGUAUCGCCUUCAAUACGAUCAACGGCAUCAGAAGAGAAAUCACCAGCGAUGGACGUUAUGUGCUGCACGUAACUGGACCGCCAGAAAUACAAGCUAGACCAUUGCCUGGCGAAAAGGACUUCUAUGAAUCUGUCGGAUGGGCAGGCGAACACGUGCAUAGACUCAAGUCUCGAUUCUGUUCGCGACCGCCACCGAAACUAGUCGCUUGGCAAUGGGGCAGUUCCCACAUUCGAGCCGGAGAAAGCAUUCAUCCGAAAUACGAGGCUCUACCAUUGGAACCCAUCGUUGAGAAUAAAAUGGUGACAAACUGCUACUGGGCUAAGUUGGAGAUCAAGGAUUUGCGAAAAGAAGACGCCCGUAUGUAUACCUUAUUGGUGGAAAGCGAGAAGGGCCGGGACUCGACAAAUAUCAACUUGAUAGUAAAAGACCCCACAGAGACGCGCGUGAUAGCCGCGGCUGUGGCAGUCGGCCUCUUGUUUAUGUUGUUACUGAUCUCUGUCGGCGUGUACUCGUUGCUGAAGAUGCGACGUAGACGAUAUCUGCAAAAAGUAGAAGAGGAGGGCAGUAUCGCGGCCGACGCGCUCUAUAGUAAUGGCGCGUCGAUGGAUCAGCAGAAGUCCAUCAAUUCAUCCCACGCAAAAACCAUCGCGAGGAAGUCCAGCUUAGACGGCAGUCAGGGUGUGUAUGAUUACAGUUGCAUUGCAAAGCAAACGCGUGCCAUCAGCCCGGAAGCACUCAAAGUUAGAAGAGCGCCGGCGGUCCUGCAGCCGCCCACUAUCGUAUAAAAUAUAUGGAUCUUCAUCUCUUUUACCUACUUGAAUCCUUUCCCUCAUCAUCGAAUCCCUUUUCUAACAAAUUUUACUUUCUUUGUUUUUUUUCAUCAAACUUUCUUUCUUAA